Molecule: messenger RNA, 2007 nt
Organism: Gekko japonicus
Lineage: Eukaryota; Metazoa; Chordata; Lepidosauria; Squamata; Gekkonidae
Product: adenylate kinase 9-like
Exons: 14
Biological process (GO): nucleobase-containing compound metabolic process
Cellular component (GO): cytoplasm
Molecular function (GO): AMP kinase activity; ATP binding
Source: RefSeq, a predicted model, not a curated record
AUGGCAUCUCCUCAAGAAGAGCAGUCUUAUCCCUUUGUAGAUAUAUAUGAUGAAGAUGAAGCUGACAAAGCGUUUCUUAUGUCUAAGCCUACCUGCUUCCUCAUCCUUGGAAAACCAGGAAUUGGGAAGAAAACGCUAGCUACAAAAAUAGCACAGAUUUGGAAAUGCACACUCAUAGAUGUUUUUGAGCUUAUAGAUGAGAACGUAUCAGCAAGAACAGAAUAUGGACUCAAGAUUAAGGAAUUGCUAUAUCAAGGCCAAAGUAUUCCUGAAGAAUUGAUUGUAAAGAUGCUUCUGAACAAAAUGGAAACUCCAGAGGUUUUUCACUUUGGCUAUGUUCUCUGUGAUUUUCCUUGUCUUUCUGAGGAAUACAUGACUAUAACAGAACAAAUAGAAAUAAUUAGAAAUCUAAAAUUAAAACCAGAUUUCUUGAUUAAUAUUAAGUGUCCUGACUAUGAUUUGUGCCAAAGACUCUCUGGACAAAGACAGCUUUAUACAACAGGGCAGGUAUUUCAAAGAGAUGAAUGGGACCCUGAUAUUAUUGAAAAACGGAGGAAAAAGAAGAAAGAGUCAAAUAAAGCUGGGGAAGAAGAGGAGGAAGCAGAAGAAGAGGAGGAGGAAGAGGAGGCAGCUGAGGCAGCAGCAGAUCAACUUAUGCUGACAGAAAUUUUACCUCAUUUGGUUCAGAGGCCAGAAGAUUUUUUAGAAAAUGUACAACGGAAAAUUGAUAUGUACAGGGAUACUGUGCUACAUCCUUUAGAGGAAUUAAUGGCCGAGCAGGAUUCCCAGUAUCUUAUUGAACUUGAUGGAAAUAAAUCUCCAGAUGAACUUUUUACAUCAGUAAUAUCCCGUCUUCAGUCCAUGGGCCUGAGAAAUGGAGCUAUUAUAACCAGACUUCAAAGUGCAGAGGAAGAAAUUCUAGAAGGACUGGAAAAUGAUGAAAUCUUUCGGGCUCUUGCAGCUUACAAACUUGUAGCACCUAGAUAUAGAUGGUGGCGCAGCAAGUGGGGAAGAAUAUGUCCCGUGGCUUUAAAAGAUGGUGAAAUUGUCAUGGGAUCACCAGACCUUGCAGUCAGCUUCUUAGGUAAGAUGUACACACUUUCAUCUGAGGAAGCCCUGAAAACAUUCAUGCUGAAUCCUCGUCCCUUCCUGCUACUACCUAUGCCACUUCCACCUUGUAAAGUGCUAGUCAUUGGACCUCCACUUUCUGGGAAGUCAACCCUGUGUGCGGCAAUUGCAAACCACUACAUGGGAAAGGUUCUUGACAUGGACGUUCUUCUUAAGGGACAUUUAGAAGAAGCAAGAUCAGCGCUCAUAGAGCAGAUUCGUGCUGAAGCAACAGCAGCAGGCAUUGCUAAAGUGAAAGAAAAAAUAGAAAUGGAACGACUGUUCAGGGAGCAAGUUGCGUUAGGUGCCCAAGAGGCAUCUAGUGAUAAGGAGUUAGAGGACUUUGAAGAGAGUUUCCAGGUUGAUGAAAAAAGUUCCUCAGAACAACCUAGUGCUUCAGCAUCUAGAAGCCAAAGAGCUGGUACAGUUGAUGGUUGCACCUUGUUUUCCCAUCCUGUUACUAAACGUUUCCUGAAGGGUCUCCUACGUUUGUAUCCUCCAGUCAAAGCUCCAGCACCUUUAUGGGACCUUCCCCUGGUCUUGCGCCAGCUGACCAGACGGCCCUUCGAACCCCUCGCCACCUGUCAGCUGAAGCUCCUGGCCUGGAAUUCGCCAUACUUGUCCUUCCUCCCGGAUGGCGUCCGUCUGGUGCCGGACAUUUCAUUUUUGCCCAAGGUGGUCUCUGAAUUCCAUCUGCAGUCCGAAGUCUUCCUCCCUGAUUUUUACCCUGACCCAAAAUCACCGGAAGACAGACUCAUGCACACACUUGACGUGAAGCGGGCCCUCCUCUUCUACCUGAGUAGGACACGCCCCACGAGGCAAACCCCUAAGCUGUUUGUCUCGUAUGCUGCACCCCGUGUGGGCACUCCUAUCACUGCCCAACGUCUGUCCAAGUGGAUA